Molecule: messenger RNA, 1845 nt
Organism: Aureobasidium pullulans EXF-150
Lineage: Eukaryota; Fungi; Ascomycota; Dothideomycetes; Dothideales; Saccotheciaceae
Exons: 2
Coding region: 1-1845 (614 amino acids)
Biological process (GO): regulation of DNA-templated transcription
Molecular function (GO): zinc ion binding; DNA-binding transcription factor activity, RNA polymerase II-specific
Source: RefSeq, a predicted model, not a curated record
AUGGCUUCAAAUAACAACGUUCAGUCUAGCCUACCUAGCAACUCGCCGACUGGGUCUUAUCUCGAGAUCCGAUCUCUCUCAAGUAGUGACAAUGGCUGGACUGCUGUUGACUUCCCCGUCUCGAGGCACUCCCUCGGUUCAUAUGUCGAGGCCAACAACAAUGCCAUCUUCAACCCCAGUCAGACUUUGCAUAUUCGCAGUGCAUCAGACUCUUCGAAUGAUGAUGCUAGCUCCGCACAAUUGUCAAGUAGCUACGAGGAAAUUCCUUUCCCUCUGUUCUCUCCCGUCUCCGAUGGUUUCAGUGCCGGAGACUACGUUCAGCACAGAUCGCAUCACACCAGAAACUUCUCAUCCGACUAUGAGCACGACUACUCGUCUCACUCGACCUCUUCGUCGCCUUUGGCAAGUCCUGCAGAUGGUACCCGCCCUUCGACAUCUCAAGCAGUACAAGCUUCCACCAUCUCGUCCAAUGCCUCAAGCCCGGUUUCGCCUCCAUUGAGAAAGCGAAAGACCCCUAUCAACGCUCUAGCCAAGACCACCAAGUCGGCCAUCAAGAAGGCCACUCCUCCUGCUCGCAAGGAUGGUGCACCUGAGAAGCGUGUCGGUAAGAGAAAGGGUCCUCUCCGUGCCGACCAACGCCAGCAGGCGCAUGAGAUCAGAAAGCUCCGUGCUUGUCUUCGUUGCAAGUUCCUCAAGAAGACUUGCGACAAGGGUAACCCAUGUGGCGGUUGUCGCCCAUCUCAUGCUCGCCUCUGGCAAGUCCCUUGCACUCGUAUCGACAUCAAGGACAUUGGUUUCUUCAUGAAGGACUGGAAAGCCGAUUACGAGCGUCACGUCAACCUUGGCGUUUCAGCUGCAAACAUUAAAGGUUUCUCACCCAACGAGCGUACUGUCUACAUCACUCACGGCUAUGGGUACCUUCUGCCGAUAAACGUCCGCGAAGUCUACGUCAAAGAUGACGCCUGCUUCAACAUCGAUUGGUCAGAGAAGAUUACUGACCCCAUUCAAUUCGAGGCGCAUACGUCCAAGCUGUCUGCAGGUAUGGAAGGCGUUUCAGCUUCGAGCCUGUCGGACUACCUGGACUGCCAUCUUGACAACGGCUUCGAAUCCUUCGUCGAUGGAUACUUCGAUGGCACCCCUUUCUUAACCGAGAUGCUCAAGACUGCCUACCACUACUGGGUCAAGUCCAAGUCGUUGGUGAUCCGCAAAGCACUCAAAUUGGUUCUUGCAUACAACUUGACGCUUCAUAUCACUAUGAUUGAGGGCUUAUCUGAGGAGGAGGCCAAUGUUGGUAAGAUUGAGGAUGAGGAGAGCAAGUUCUGCGGUAAGACCGUAGCACCUGGCAUGAUCAACUUCCAGGUCAAGAUUGCCUUGGCCGAUAUGUGGAGAGAGUUGCAGAAGGAUGUGCUCGAGGAGCUCUCGGCGCUCUACUCAUCUGUCUACAGCGGAGAGAAGCUCAAGAACUGGCCUACUAUCUUCAUGCUUGCAGCCAUCCUUCUCGCCGUGUGGGAAGAGAUGCAGUUCGAUGCUCACUACCGCACUCCCGACGAGUCUGCUGUGAACCAAUUCUGCAACGACAUGGAAAGCACUCCCGUCGGUGUCAUCGUCGGUCUCUUCCAAGCUAUCAGCCAGAAACUGCCCAACUUCAUGGACUGGGAUACUCGCAGCCACCACCAACUUCUCAACUCUGACCCUGCCAUCUGCGAUGCUUUGACCGAGGUAAAGGAACACGUUACCAAGCAUGAAAAAUACCUCCGAUCAAGAUCGGAUGCCAAGUUCGACCGUAACGACUUCGACUGUCUCUCGAACAAGUUCCUGGCCAGACUCGUCAUUCGCGCAAACUGA